AUGACCAUCGCAAGCCUUCUGCUGUCGCUGAACGACUACGUUCGCCAAAGCCCGGGCGAAUCGAUCCUGGUUUCGAUAGUGCUCGCCCCCAUCAUCUACCUCUUCAUCAAUGAGAUCGUCCGCAACAAUGCUCGAAUCAGCAACAUGAAGGGUCCCUCUGGCCUGCCUGUCAUUGGUAAUCUUUGGGACAUCCGCGUCAACGCCGCCGACAAGUACCGAGAGUGGUCUAAGAAGUUUGGCGAGGUCUACCAGAUCCAGCUGGGUAAUGUCCCCGUCGUCGUCAUCAACUCUGCUGGCGCUGCACGAGAUAUCUUCGGCAAGCAUGCCCAGGCCUUUAGCUCAAGGCCCGAGUUCUAUACAUUCCACAAGAUUCUCUCCGACACUGCUGGAACAACUAUCGGCACGUCUCCCUACAGUGACUCGCUGAAGCGCCGCCGCAAGGGUGCUGCCUCGGCCCUCAACAGGCCAUCUGUGGCUACCUAUGUUCCCCACCUUGAGGUCGAGACUAGGGAUUUCGUCAAGGAGCUCUACACCUACGGCGAUGGUGGCCGCGUCCCUGUUGACCCCAUGCCCAUGAUCCAGCGCCUCUCUUUGUCGCUAGCUCUCACUCUCAACUGGGGCACUCGCUUGAAGAGUCAGAAGGACAACCUCUUUGAGGAAAUCACCCACGUCGAGGAGGAAAUUAGCAAGUUCCGAUCCACUACCGGCAACCUCCAGGAUUACAUUCCCCUUCUCCGAAUCAACCCUAUCAACUUCCAUUCCUCCAAGGCUCGUGAAAUGCGAGGCAGACGCGACAAGUAUCUCACCUCCCUCAACGACGGUCUCGAUGAGCGCAUCGCAAAUGGCACUUAUAGCCCUUGUAUCCAGGCAAAUGUCAUUAUGGACAAGGAGGCCAAACUGAACAAGGACGAACUCACAUCUAUCAGUCUGACUAUGUUGUCUGGCGGUCUUGACACCGUUACUACCCAAGUUGCCUGGUUCAUUGCCUACCUCUCUCAACACCCCGAGAUCCAGGACAAGGCCGAGACUGAGAUUCGCAAGUUUUAUGAUGUUACCCAGCCUAUGUGCGAUGUCGAUGAUGACCAGAAGUGCCAAUACAUUGUCGCUUUGGUGAAGGAGUCCCUGCGAUACUUCACUGUGCUCCGACUUGCUCUGCCCCGCGCUUCCAUUAAGGACGUCGUCCACGAGGGCAUCACUAUUCCCAAGGGCAGUGUUGUAUUUUUGAACGCCUGGGCCUGUAACAUGGACCCUGCUGUUUGGUCGGACCCCGAGAACUUCCGCCCCGAGCGCUGGUUUGAGCAGCCCGAUGCCCCGCUGUUCACCUACGGCGUCGGCUACCGCAUGUGUGCUGGAUCCUUGUUGGCAAACCGAGAGCUGUACCUCAUCUACAUGAGGCUACUGAACAGCUUCCGCGUCGAGAAGCACGACAAUGUCAACGUUCACCCGGUUGACGGCAAUGCCGAUCCGACUAGUCUGGUGGCAUUGCCCAAGCGUUACAGGGCCAAGUUUGUGCCCCGAGAUCUCAAGAGCUUGAAGAAGGCUUUGGAUGUGACCGAGUAA
Ilyonectria robusta is the source of this 1560-nucleotide messenger RNA. RefSeq names its product cytochrome P450. The record is from RefSeq and is a predicted model, not a curated record. The transcript is spliced from 3 exons. Gene Ontology annotation, molecular function: heme binding; monooxygenase activity; oxidoreductase activity, acting on paired donors, with incorporation or reduction of molecular oxygen. NCBI's taxonomy places the organism in Eukaryota, Fungi, Ascomycota, Sordariomycetes, Hypocreales, Nectriaceae. Bases 1 to 1560 code for a protein of 519 amino acids.